GUACGAAUUGUCGUGUCAAGCGCACAGGAAGCGAUCGCAACCCGGAUCGGAUUGGAUCGGCCGGAUCGAGCCGCCAUAUGUACUAUAUACACGCACAUAUACAUCUAUAUAUAUAUAUAUACACCUAUAUAUCGCAGACUUUACGGUGAACAGCGUCGAUCGCAUGUGGACAAACAAUUAAAUACAAGGUCAAAGAAGCGCUAAAAAGAGAAGUUAAGUCGAAAUAAACACGAAGAUACCAACGAAGUUAUGACGGCCAACACAGCGACGUCGGAGGAAAAUCUGCUGGGAAAAGGUGGACAGCCGCAAGAGCCCUCCACGCCCACCUCGGAUACGGAAGUGGGCGGCGGCACGCCCACGGAACUGAGCGAGAUCUUCUUCGUGGACAACAGCCGGCGCAAGCAGAGCAUCAAAAUCCAGGUGAAACUGUGCCCGGAAGGCGUUUACCUGCGUCGCGAAACCGACGAAGAUGACCACAUCAACGAGCAGCUGAUCAGGAUCGAUGAUAUCAUAGGUUCGCGCUACGGACCGCGUUUGAAGAAACGAGCCCGAGGCGGCCUCAACUCCUGCCGCAAUCCAAAUGUUCCGGGACAGGAGGCGGAUCCGGAACCGGAUAGCGAUAAUAGCGCCUAUUUGUACAUCUAUGCUUACUUGAAGAAGGAGAAACCGUUGCGGCGUGUCCAAACGCUCAGGAUUCUACGCUUUCGUUCGAGCAAUGACUACGGGGUGAAUCUACAGACCGCCGAGCUGUGGCAUCAUACGAUUCGAAGGCACAAGCGUGGCAAUGGCAGCAGUUCGCCCGCCGAUUGUGGCAAACAGUUGCUCAUCCUACUGAAUCCGAAGUCCGGUUCGGGCAAGGGGCGUGAGCUCUUCCAGAAACAGGUGGCACCCUUGCUGACGGAAGCAGAGGUGCAAUACGAUCUCCAGAUCACCACACAUCCGCAGUACGCCAAGGAGUUCGUGCGGACCAGGAGGGAUCUGCUGGAACGCUACUCAGGCAUUGUGGUUGCCUCCGGCGAUGGUCUGUUCUACGAAGUGCUCAAUGGGCUGAUGGAGCGCAUGGAUUGGCGCCGAGCCUGCAGGGAGCUGCCGCUUGGCAUCAUACCAUGUGGCUCCGGGAAUGGUCUGGCCAAAAGUGUGGCCCAUCACUGCAACGAACCGUACGAACCGAAGCCCAUUCUCCAUGCCACCUUGACCUGCAUGGCGGGCAAAAGCACACCCAUGGAUGUGGUCCGAGUGGAGCUGGCACCGCGGGACAAGCACUUUGUGAUGUACUCCUUCCUGUCGGUGGGCUGGGGUCUGAUCGCCGACAUCGAUAUAGAGAGCGAGCGAUUGAGAUCGAUUGGAGCGCAAAGGUUUACGCUGUGGGCCAUCAAGCGAUUAAUCGGGCUGCGCAGCUACAAGGGACGAGUGUCCUAUCUACUGGCCAAGGGCAAAAAGGAACCACCAGUGGAAGCGGCAAAGGAGGCGCGAGAGAUGCCUGCAGAAUCAGACCAACCGAAGCGACCGUCAACCGCUGCAGCAAUCCGUUCAUCUCUGCCUCUGAAUGCCGGGGAAUUCCAUGAUCUACCCGAGGAGGAGGAGGUGGAGGCGGUCUUGGAUGGAGAACAGUUCGCCGAUGCCAUAUCCCUGGAUCGUUCGGUUUAUCGCCAGCAUGCCGACAGUUGGCACUCGGCCAUGUCCAGGCGAACGGCAUAUUACUCCCUGGGCGGACCCAGCAUGCGAUCUAAUCGCAGCCGGAUGAGCAUUAGCCAGCGGAUCGAGGCGGCCAAUGCGGAAUUCGCUGAGAGGGUGCCAACGGGCACCAUUCCGGGAUUACAGAUGCCACUGCCCAGCAGCGAGGGUUGGAUCUGCGAGGAUGGUGACUUUGUGAUGGUCCAUGCCGCCUAUACGACCCAUCUCUCCUCCGACGUUUUCUUUGCGCCCGAAUCCCGUCUGGACGAUGGCCUCAUCUACCUGGUGAUCAUCCGAAGUGGCGUUAGUCGCCAUCAGCUGCUCAAUUUCAUGCUGAGCCUAAACACGGGCACCCAUCUGCCCAUCGGCGAGGAUCCGUUCAUCAAGGUGGUGCCCUGUCGGGCAUUCCGCAUCGAGCCGAGCAGCUCCGAUGGCAUCCUGGUGGUGGACGGCGAGCGGGUGGAAUACGGACCCAUUCAGGCGGAGGUUAUGCCCGGCCUGAUCAAUGUGAUGACCACCAGUGGUCAGUAGUGGAAUUUUUAAUCCGUGUGCUUUGCAAAGCCUUAUUCAUAACGAGAUACAUUCUGCUUCUUUAGGACAAACUUAGUUUAUAAGAAGCUCACCUAAUACUUGUUGCCUUUCCAUUAAUAAUACUUACUAAAUUCAUACCUUUUUUAUAUCUACUAGGAACUUAUUAGGUGGUAAAGUUGACUAAAGUUCUAUUAUCUCUGUUUCUAUUGUUAGUGAAAACCCAUUCUCAUGGCUCUGAAACGCAAUCCGUAAUUUUUCCAUCCGCCCAUGUAUCAAAAGAAAAAGGAACUUCACACUAUGCACUUAAGUAGUUGGUUAUAAGUUGUUUUCUAUUAUUUUUUUUUGUCGUUUUGAAUCGGUCGAUAGUGUUAAUUAUUUUAAGAACCCUACGUAGACAAAUAAACCAAAAAGCUAUAA
Molecule: messenger RNA, 2622 nt
Organism: Drosophila mauritiana
Lineage: Eukaryota; Metazoa; Arthropoda; Insecta; Diptera; Drosophilidae
Gene: Sk1
Product: sphingosine kinase 2
Exons: 2
Coding region: 250-2205 (651 amino acids)
Biological process (GO): sphingosine biosynthetic process
Cellular component (GO): intracellular membrane-bounded organelle; membrane; cytoplasm
Source: RefSeq, a predicted model, not a curated record